AUGUCAGAGAACAUUGCUUACCUUGCCAACAACAGCCGAGCUCGAAGCCCAUUCCAGCAGCAUUUUGAGAAGAAGCAGCAGAUGAGCACUAAGAAGGAGACAAGCACACUAGCAGACAGCACACCAGACUCCACCGCAGUGCAUAGAAAGCCCUUCCUGCGCAGUGGUAGCGGCCUCAAGAGGCGUCAGGAGGCUUCCACCUCAGAGAAGCGAUACGUACCCAAGGGCGGGUUUGUGCUAGACUUUACAGAGACCCCUGAGCCUGGACAGAGAGGCAAGAAACUCACUUGCACACCAGCCAAACCAGCAAGGCAACGGGAACCUGACGUCAGACACAGAGCAGCGAGCGCGACUUCGUCCCAAGCCAGUGUCACACCGUCCAAAUCGCUGCUCGAUGGGGAAGCAAAGAGAUCGCCAGCCUCUAGCAGGACAAAGCCAAGCUCGGGGGCUGCAAGGAGCGGCCUGGCUGGACGGUCAGCAGCUGGGCAGGCUGGCAACGGACCCACAGAUGUGGGCAGUGGGGCUAAGAAGGCCCCCGGCAGGGCGACACUAGCAGCUGGACUUGCAGACCAAGCGGCCAGGCCAGCAGCUGGCCGGCAGCAAACAGCGCGGUCCAGCAUGCGCAGGCCUGGCCCACCUGCUGCAGGCUCAUCACCAGCCCCAGCAGCUCCCCAACCAGCCGCGCACAGCAGGGUGCGCGGCUCUGCCGCAGAGGCCCUCCCGGCAUCUGGUGCUGUGCGACAGGCAGCAAGCUGGGCAGUUGAGGCAGCAGGGAGCAGCAGGGGGCCGCCCAGUCAGGGGCUGUCACAGAGCGAGGUGGAUGCUGAGGAGUUUGGGGCUGGAGUGGACUGGGAUGAGGAUGCUCCCAUCCUCCCUGACAAGGAGAGGGGCUCAGGAGCCGACCUGCUGGCUGUGCCAGUCUCAUCAGUCAAGGAUGGAGUUGUGCUGUCGAGCAACGCAUUGUCACCCUUUGUUCAGCAGCUGCUCUUUGGGUUCCAAGUGGAGGAUGCUGCAGGCAGCAGAGCCCUUGUGCACAGUGGUGGUUACGCGCAGCAAAGCAUGCUUGGAGACAGGCAGGGUCACUCACAGCGAGGACACAUCCUAAAGCUGAAAGUACAGGUGGAGCAGGCUGCAGCGCAGUUGGAGAAAGACAAACAGGAGUUCCAACGCAAGCGGGCUGAGGAGACCGCUGCAUGGGAGAAGGAGAGGGACGAGCAGAGGAAGAAGCUGCAGCGGGAGCGCAUGGUGCUCAACAAGCAGAGCCGCGCCGUGCUCAAGCUGCCGACCAAGAAGGACCGCGCUGAGAUGGAGGCGCUGGAGGCAACGUUGGCAGAGGAAAGGCGCACUGCGAGAGCCAAGGAUGCGCGCCACAAACUCAUCGUUGAGCGGCUGCGGCGCCAGAUUGUCGAGCUGCAGGAGAAAAAUACGGAGCUGCGCGAAGAGGUGCGCUGGUAUGAGGAGCAGAGGCUCAAGUCCUGGGCGCGGCAAGAGGCUGCCAGCAAGAAAGCCAGCGCAGCCUUGCUGCCCAGCAUAUCCCCUCUUGCUGUCUCGCUGGCCCAGGAUGCAGAGGCACUGUCAGACCCCCCUGCCCCAUCAGAGGAGCCACUUAACAUGCCGCCGCCGCAGCAGCAGCAGCAGCAGAAUGAGCAGCAGCAGAAGCAGGCGCCUGUGGCGAUUGCGCAGCGGCCAUCUGCACAAGAGACAGGCGCUGUCCUCAUGUCUGGCAGCCAUGCUCAAGCCGAGGAGCCGCACCAAGCAGCAGCUGCUCCGCUCGCGCCCGAGCCAGCAAAUAGCGCAGAACACAGAGCAGAGGCCUCGCAGCUGCGGCCUCCAGAAAGGAGUCUUUCGGAGUCGGCCUCGCAAAUUGCCCCUGCCGCAGUCGUAGUUGGGCAACCCGAUGGCAGCUCGGCUGGCAGCAGCACUGACCUGGCAGCCAUCCUGACCAGGCCUCAGCGGCCGCCGGCCAAGCCUCUUCCGCCGGUGCCGCGCUUCGACCGGUGGGACUUUAGGAGAGAAGCGGGCCCGGCCGCGGCCGACCGGGGUGGGGCCGCGGUGCAGCUACGAGUGGAGUGCAGCGCCGCUUCUGCACCGGCGUUCCAUCACGCAGUGCUGUCCCCCUUCCUGGAUGACAUCGGCAGCGAGGCCGUCUACUCUCCCCUGCGCGCAUCCAUGCGCGCCUCCGGCAACUCCUUCUUUGGCAGCAGCAGAUUCGACGGCGCGGCCGCCGCGCGGACCAGCCGGCCGGCAACGCCUGAUCUGGCGCGCCUCAACCUCCGUGAGAAGCCACAUCUGGCCGCUGAUGUCAGCCUGAGCCGUGCCAGCAGUGUCCGCUCAGAGACUGAGGCAGGUGAAUGCAGCGAAGCUGCCACUCGGAGGAGCGCAGCGUAUGAUGCGUCAGCAUACAAGAACCCGCCAGGUGCCGCCUCUCGGCCGCAAAGGGGAGCCAAUGCUCAUCAGGGCUUCAGCCAGCCAGAGCAGGCUUCAGUGAGCACAGAAUUGCGACCCCUCCACCACCUAAUCAUCUCUACUUUGCCACCAAGUAGCUCUGCUGCGUUUGGGCCACAGCAGGCCAAACUGCAGGUUGCUCUGCCCUCGAGAUCGCUGGAGCCCAAGCUCGCCAGCGUGGCAGGGGGCGCACAAAGGACGGCGAGUGGCCUUGGCUUGGCUGCUCCGGGGCUGCUUGCUCAUGGGAGCGUCCCUGUGCAGGAGACGAGGCACCCGGACGGCAAAGUGGAGCGGGUCUUCGGCGACGGCCGCCGAGCGCUGAUCUUUGCCAACGGGACGCUCAAGGAGCACUUCCCGGACGGCCGCAGCAUUGUCAUGUUCACCAACGGAGACGUCAAACGCACCUUCCCCGACAGCACUGUGGAGUACUUCUAUGCUGAGGUGGACACCUGGCAUGCCACACACUCAGACGGCGUGGAGGUCUUUUACUUUCCCUCGGGCCAGACGGAGACGCACCACCCCAGCGGCCUGAAGGAGAUAUUGAGCGCCGAUGGCCUCGUGCGGCUGGUGCACGCGGAUGGCAGGGAGGAAGAUGCUGCGCGCAGCCAGCUCAGCCGCGCAGCGCAGCGGGGCAAGCCCAGCCUGGACUCCCAGGCACUGGCCGCCCUCAGGAUGUCCAUCAGCAGCCCAGCCUGA
Coccomyxa subellipsoidea C-169 is the source of this 3141-nucleotide messenger RNA. RefSeq lists its product as hypothetical. Gene Ontology annotation, biological process: cilium assembly; centriole elongation. NCBI's taxonomy places the organism in Eukaryota, Viridiplantae, Chlorophyta, Trebouxiophyceae, Coccomyxaceae. The record is from RefSeq and is a predicted model, not a curated record. Gene Ontology annotation, cellular component: nucleus; centriole; centrosome. The transcript has 9 exons. Bases 1 to 3141 code for a protein of 1046 amino acids. Gene Ontology annotation, molecular function: tubulin binding.